Molecule: messenger RNA, 1010 nt
Organism: Lymnaea stagnalis (great pond snail)
Lineage: Eukaryota; Metazoa; Mollusca; Gastropoda; Lymnaeidae
Source: the annotation of a GenBank genome assembly
AGACAAAAUAAAAUAAAAUCGCAUCACGAUGAAAGUGACAGGUUCCUUGAAGGGUCAUCCUAAUCAUGACCCAGAGAUUAGUGACUCGGAGUCAGAGGACUCUAUUCCACCAGAUGAGCUGCUAUUUAAAGGUAUGAAAACCAUUCACCGACAACACUCAUUUCAAUUAAAAAUUCAUUUCACAUAACGGUGAUAUUGACAUACUUGAAAAUAAUAAAACUAGAAAAACAACAUAAGGUUUCAUAAACAGAGAAAUCUAUGCACUCACCUGACAUCCAACAGUAGAUCAUUUUUAACAUCACUUUCAAUCCAUGCAUGGAUAAAUGGACAUACCAUCCAAUAAACUCAUGUCGUUAAUGAAUAGCAAAAGUCGCAUGAACAUUUUUUAAUGUGUGUGUUCUGCAGACAUGACGAGAAAUCAGAAGAUCCGUAGCGUUGUGAUCGUCAUCGUUAAGCUGCUGUCUUUCCUUGGACUGCUCUAUAUCUUCAUUGUCUCCCUGGGAUUACUGGAGUCUGCCUUCCAGCUCUUGGGCGGUAAGUGUAGCGCAGUAUUCAAAGAUUUGAAGUGCAGUCGAACGUCAUCGUUUAGCUCCAAAAUAUUUAUUGCGGAAAAAAAAUAUGUGAUCGUUUGUUUCAGUUAGUGGAGUCGGAAACCUAGGAAUUUGAGNGGGUGGGGAUGGAGGGGGGAAUUAGUAAAUUUGUCUUUUUACUACAUUCGUAACUGGCAUGAUUACUUUCAUAGUAACCGAGUCUACCGUCCAUUGUUUAUACUUUAGAAAUUGUAUGGCAUCUCAUAUUUAUAAAUAAUGGUGUUGAUUUUACAUAUUAUAUGUAUAUAUAUAUAUAUAUAUAUAUUUAUAUAUCUCCAGGCAAGGCUGCAGGUCAGGCAUUCAACAGUGGGGUCCUGUCCAAUCCUCUGGCUGGCUUGAUGAUUGGGGUGCUUGCCACGGUCCUGGUGCAGAGCUCGUCCACGUCAACAUCUAUCGUGGUGACCAUGGUUGGUUCCAACA